AUGGACUCAUCAAGACUACCACCAGAAACACCACGCAGGCAACUGCUCAAACGAAUCCAUCGCAGAAGCUCCAUCCUUCCCUCGAUGGAUCCUUGCUCGCAUCUCGCUGCGCCAUCCGCUUCAUCAUCAACAACCUCACGCUCUUCCUCACGACGUCAACCGCUCAACCCAGACAAUGACUCACCGCUGCUAGGCAACACUGCACCCGAGAAGCACGACGAAGCCGAAGAAGAUCAUGGAUAUAGUCACGAGCAUCAAGACGAACAACACACACAGAGCUACACUCCACCCCCUGCUGCAGACACGCACACCAACCGCGUUGAAACUUGUUACGAUGGCCAACUUCAGGGAGACGAGAAUGGAGAAGAGGCAGCCUGGGCCCAAGUCGAUGAGCUCAUGGACACUGUGCAGCUCAAAAACCAACGCAUACUCGAACUCGAGAAACAAGUCUGCUCCCUCCAACGCGAUCUCCAGUCGGAAAAGGAACGUUGGAAACCUUCCAACGGGCUCACACGCGCUGCAGCUGUCAAACUCGAACGCGAGUUUCUCUCGCAGGAAAUGAUCCUCAAAGGCUUACAGAGGGAUAAUGAGGAUAAGACCUUGGAAGUGGAAUCGUUGAGACGCAAGAUCAAGGUCAUGUCUGAUUUCCUUGCUCGUCAGUAUGGUGCUGAUGAUUGGGAGGCUGUUGUCCACGCUUCUUCCGGUCUAGCUCCUCCUGUCAAGACUACAGCGCAGGAACCAAAGGCGGCAAGUGCGGACAAGGAGACUCGCAGUGCAGUCGCGAGAGCGUUGGCAGCUAGUCCACGAGCAGGUAACAGAGCCAAAUUCACCCCUGUACUCGGAAGCGAAGCGACCGGGAACCCUUUCUCACCACCAACAGCCAGUCGAACAAAAGCACUAGGUCUGGCGGCGAUCAAUAACGAUGAUGUACUGAUCCCGACUAUUGCUAGGAUGCAAACUCCUGCUUCUAGUCCCAGUAAGAUGUUUGUUUCUUCUUUUGCGCCACAACCCAGUCCGAUGGAUAAGGAUCAGUUGGACAUAGCAGAGCAAGUAGGAGGAGAGCCGUCGAAAACAGCUAUGCCAGAGCAAGGGGAAAGCAGAACAGGCGCUAAACACGGUCUGCCGGCAGGACUGGAUCCGAACAUACUGCUGGCGUCUAUCGAAAGUGUCAGGCUACUGAUUCAAGGUUUCGAGAGGAAGAACGCUAUGCGUAGGGCUCAGCUGGAAACUACGAUUGAUGAUGCUAUUCAGGCUGAACGGCGGGCGGAGAGGUUACAAGCAAGUGCCUCCACAGCGACGGCCCAAGAUCCGGCGCCCACUGCUGCUGCUGCAUAG
Molecule: messenger RNA, 1335 nt
Organism: Ustilago hordei
Lineage: Eukaryota; Fungi; Basidiomycota; Ustilaginomycetes; Ustilaginales; Ustilaginaceae
Exons: 1
Coding region: 1-1335 (444 amino acids)
Source: RefSeq, a predicted model, not a curated record